AUGGUACCGGCCGUUUCCGUGCUGGAUUGUUUGACCUGGGAUUGUGCACCAUCAAUUAUUUGGUCAAAACGAAUACUUGAACAAGUAUUAAAACUAAGUCGAACAGGAAUAUUCACAAUAUAUGCAGCUAAUGUAAACUUGUUCAUUCGUCUGUUGAAUGAGUAUAUACCAAUACUUGUAACAAAUGGUGAAGAUACAGUUAAAAUAUAUGUGCCUCAACCUAUUCAACGGAUUCAAAACACAGAAAAAGUCGCAUUUGUUAAAAACGUCGACAUCGAAAUUCCUCAAAGUGGAAUAAUUAAAGCAUUAAAGAACAUUGGCCUUCAUGCUAUUGAUCUUCUUUGA
Molecule: messenger RNA, 345 nt
Organism: Adineta steineri
Lineage: Eukaryota; Metazoa; Rotifera; Eurotatoria; Adinetida; Adinetidae
Source: the annotation of a GenBank genome assembly